UCAAUGAGGACCGGGCGCUGAUUGGCUACAGGGUCAGGGCCGGGGGCUGGGCGACGGGGUAGGUUGUUCCUGAGGUGGGAGGUGGCACCCGUGGCUGAGGAGAAGGAGGCCUGAGAGCGACAUGUCCCCGGCGGCUGAGGCAGAGCGGCCCGUGGCGCUGUCUUUCUGAGUCUGGGGCGGCCUGGCGGCCGGCCGAGGACAAGGGUCGGCGGGGGCUGCCCCUGCGGUGGUGGCCGCCAUGCUGGGGGCCCGGGCGGUUGAGGGAGCCGCUGUAGCGCUCUUGCAACUGAUGCUGCUGCUGCUGCUGCCGGCGCUCGGGGGGCUGGGGCUCGGCGUGGCCGGUGCGGCGGGGGCCGGGCUGCCCGAGAGCGUCAUUUGGGCAGUGAACGCGGGCGGCGAGUCGCAUGUGGACGUGCACGGGAUCCACUUCCGCAAGGACCCCUUGGAAGGCCGGGUGGGCCGAGCCUCAGACUAUGGCAUGAAACUACCAAUCCUGCGUUCCAACCCUGAGGACCAGAUCCUAUAUCAAACUGAGCGGUACAAUGAGGAGACCUUUGGCUACGAAGUGCCCAUCAAGGAGGAGGGGGACUACGUGCUGGUGUUGAAAUUUGCUGAGGUCUACUUUGCACAGUCCCAGCAGAAGGUAUUUGAUGUACGAUUGAAUGGCCAUGUUGUGGUGAAGGACUUGGAUAUCUUUGAUCGUGUUGGGCACAGCACAGCUCAUGAUGAAAUCAUCCCUAUGAGCAUCAGAAAGGGGAAGCUGAGCGUCCAGGGGGAGGUGUCAACUUUCACAGGGAAACUCUACAUUGAGUUUGUCAAGGGGUAUUAUGACAAUCCCAAAGUCUGUGCACUCUACAUCAUGGCUGGGACAGUGGAUGAUGUACCAAAGCUUCAGCCUCAUCCAGGAUUGGAGAAGAAAGAAGAGGAAGAAGAAGAAGAAGAAUACGAUGAAGGGUCUAAUCUCAAAAAACAGGCCAAUAAGAACCGGGUGCAGUCAGGCCCCCGCACACCCAACCCCUAUGCCUCGGACAACAGCAGCCUCAUGUUUCCCAUCCUGGUGGCCUUCGGAGUCUUCAUUCCAACCCUCUUCUGCCUCUGCCGGUUGUGAGAACAAAUGACCAUCCUGAACACGGUGGAGGGGUGCAGGAAAGAAACCAAACCUGUUGGCUUUGGUUUCUGUAUUUUUCACAAUGAUUAAUGGAGAAACAAAACAAAAGAAAAAAAAACACACAAAAAUUAAAGGAGAUAAAAAGAGGCAGAGUGAGUAGAGAGCAGCCCUCAUCCACCACCUGGUCCCAGACCUGCUUCAAUCCUAGUCCUCUCUUUGUGGCUGGCCCCCAGCCAUUUCUUUCCUUUCGAGGGUACUUAGGGUACACUGGAUCCUUCCUGUUCAAGGAUCCUCAUUUGUAUACCUGGUGGAAAGGACUCUGAAUUCAGAGCAGUCACAGUUCCUUUUUUUAGCUUGGAAAUUAACAGCAGGGAAAUGUCAUCUUACUACCUGAAAAGACCAGUCCUGGGAGUUGAGUAUGCUCUGAACUCAUCUCCAGAUAUGUUUUCAUAUGUCCUGGGAUUGAGAGUGUAUAUGUCAAGGUAUAUAAUUUGUAUUGUAAAAACAAAAGGAAAAAAGAAGAGUGAUUUAAAAAAAGAAAGAAAAGUAAAAGCUUCCUUACUUGGAAGCCUUUCUAGAUUAAUCCAAUGAUGGUUCCACCUUAAGUGUCUGAGCUUUGUCAUUGCUUAUCUCCCUGACAUGUGCCAGUUAGAGGACUGUCUGGUAUCCAAGACAAUUAGUUCACAUCAAGUCCUCAAAUUGCCUCUGACUUGUUACCACAACAAAUCAUUUUGAUUUCAGUGCCUGUUGGGGACUUGAUUUCUUCUCAAUUUUUUUCUUAAUCUGGCUCUUUUGAAAUCUCUUCUCCCUCUCAACCAUCCCACUAAGUUAUUACCAAGAAGGGAAGGAGACAUGGGGAUUUGGGGUUCUCUGCUUGAAUGUCUUUUCCUUGACCACCUCACCUUGUUGGUACCUCCCUCCCUGGGUCUCUGAGCCAGCAGCCAGGAGGACCUGACCCAGAAGCUCUUUAUUGGCCCCUUUGUAGGGUCUUGCUGCCAGGGGGCAGGGAUGCUUUCCAGCCUGCAGCAACAGAACACUUGACCUUAAAAGCCUCUUCUGGUCUUUGGAUUAGAAAAGGCUUAUGUUAGCAUAGCUUAAGAGCAACCUCAGAGACUUGAGCCCUAUUAAGUGACUGACCACUGUUUAGAUUGUCUGGUAUCUGACGUUCAUUUAUUUCUAUGUCCUUCUGUGUCACAGUUCAACCAGUUUUGAUUUAUGCCUAGAGCUGCCCCCAAGGAACUAGACUGAUUGGCUGUAUGGGCCCAGCAAUGAUCUCAAUAGUAUGUACCCUGCUCCGUGCCAUCCUUUCAUUUCCCUAUCCAGGCAGCAGUCAGGGUCUUGGUGUGGUGAGCUGAAAGAUUUCCAGUCAGCCAUAGUCCUUGUGGCUCUGAAGCUAACCUUAGCAUCUAAGUGUCUGUCUUGAAUUCCCUGGAAAAAUUUCUACAGGAAAUGAAGCUUCCCUGGUCCCUUCGUUUUUUGGUCACCAUUAUCCAUUACCCAGUUAGGGGAACAAUGAGGGAGGACCUGGCCAAGCUUAAAGGACUUUGGUAGAUGACAGACAGCAAGAUUAGCUUCAUUGUGGGCUGGAGUGUAGAAUCUCAAGCCAGGGCCAUCUUUCUACAAUAUGUUUAGUUUUGAGUUUGCCUUAUUAGAUACGUUUUUUAAGAGCUCCGUAUCUUUGAACUGCUCUUCAUGUGACAAAGUCAGUAGCUCUUGGGCUCAUGUCCUGGGUUUUGGCUCUUAAUGAUUACUCCAGGCCAGCAUUUAGUCAUUUGAGAAUUGUAGCCCUGUAUUAUUUUUGCUGUGACUUGCGUCUCAGUACUAGGUUGGUUGUGGCCUGAGGCUGCAAUCAGAGGAACACUUUCCGGAGUGUUUCAUGAAGCUCCCCUGCUUUUAAAGGAUGAGGUACUGUAGCCUUGGUCUUGGACCACCUGCCUGGGGCAGUGGACAUCCUGACUAAUUGGGCUUCUGGCAGUGGCUUUGGUUCCCAGUCUAUCAUAAUACCCCAAAGCCAGGGGCCACUGCUGAUAGAUUAGACAAGAUGAAGAAGGAGGACUUGCUGCCUCCAUUUUGCCUUGUUUGUUAGUUUGCCUGGGUCUCUCUGAGGAGGGAGGGGGUCCCGCCUCCACCUCAACCCAUCCCUUUAGUGACUCAGAGUCUCAGAAGGAAACCCUGACCCCUGGGGCCGUUUCCUAAUGGUACUGUAAGCCAAGCAGCUUUGCUUCUGCCUCUGUUUCCAAGCCCACCCCUUUCCCCUGAGCUCAGGGAUAGGAUGGGCGCUUUCCUCUCUGGUUGUGUCCGAAAGGAAGGAACAUCUUUCUAUGGCUAACAAAAACCAGGGGAAGUGAGGAAACAGGAAGAAGUAUGGUGGGGGCCGGGGUAGAUUCUCCUGGAGCCAAGCCCACCCACCUAACAAGAGCUGCCUAGGGCUGGCUGCAGCUGGCUCAUGAUGCUGAACUUGAAAGCUUCUUUUUUUUUUUUUUUUUCCUCCUUUAAGAUAUAGGUACAUGAAGUUUAGGUUAAAGGGGUGGGCUGGGGCACUCUUUAUUUUUAUUUUUGUAUGUUAUGUGUCAAGAAUUACCCUGUUGUUCAUCUUUUGCUUUUUGCACUGUUUGUUCCCCUGUCUGUGUUUUGAGCUAGUGCUGGGACGGAGAGGCUGCCCCGGGCUUGGGAGGUGAUGAGGGCUGCCACUUGGCGAGUAGGGGGAAGAGAGGUCUGUCUCUUUGAUUGGAUCUACGCUCUGUCUCAGGAUUUUAGAUCCCACUCAGCCCAGCUGGCCAAAGACAAGAGCAGAGAAACUUAUUUUGCCAGAAAUGUGGCCUAAGUUGAGUUUGUGGAAGGGCCAUGCAAAACCCUCUGCUGGAGAUGGGCCGAGAGUCUGCAGUCUAGCUCUGGUUUGGGUCAGGGGCAGCUGGUCUCUAAUCGGACUUUUUCGGGUCUCACUCAUGCUUGCUUACUGAAACAUCGUGUCAAGAAACUCUGGGAUUCAUCUUUCUUAAACCAGAUCCAUUUUUCUAAAAAUCUCUACUGUUGUGAGGCUGCUCAGUGAAUAGCUCGAGUUCUGGUGAUUUGAAAGACAGUUAUCUUCAAGUGUCCAUGGCGUUAGACUCCCAGGAGGACUACCCCCUACCUGUAGGGCCACCUGUUCGGUUGAGAGUAUGAUCAUGUUCUCUUGCUCCCACUGCCUAAGAGUUGCUGGGAUCACGUUAGAAGUCGCUUAGGCUUUAAUGAGAUGGGGUGAAGUUUGAGUUAAGUUUACCUCCCCCUUUCUGUGCCUGGGAAACUGGUCCAGUUUUAGAAUUAUGAUUUGACUUCUUUCUCUUUUGGUAGAAGCUUCUGUUUUAAGGAAUUUCUCUUUUUAUCCUGCCCGUAGCCUCUCCUGGAAUGGCCUGGCCAUGGCUUCUAGAAUCUCAGCUGAGAACUUCAGAAAACAGUAGCAGUAUUUUCCUUUACCUAGUGCGAACAUCCCUUUCCCUAGGAAUGAGCUCACCUUGGGAAGCCCAGGGGAAGAAUCAUAAGGUUCUCUACCCUCCCUGGGGAUUGGGGAAAGACCCACCCCCAGUCAGCACAGUGCCUUUUCCUCUCCUGCUCUGAGCCAGGGUGGGCAUUCCCUCUAGAUUCAGGUCUGGGCAGAGGUCCUACAGUCCCUGCCACGGGGCUACUUUCCCAUCCCUUCUUGCCCCUCCCCUUUGCUGGCCUACUCUGACAUAAUUCUUCAAGUGUCUUCUUGCCUUGAGGAGCCUUAAUGGCAUCAAGUGGCAACAUGUAAUAUUGUCCUCCAUGGCUCUCCAAAAGAACCUAGGAGAGCAAGGGAGCUUUCUACAGUGAGAACUAAUAGAUGUUCCUGUUUUUGUUUUUUUUUUUUUAAAAACAGGCAGGGUGGGGAGGUAUGUUUUGGGCCUCCUUCUGCUGUGGCCCCUGAGGAAGGAGGCUGGGGACAAGGCUGUGAUAGUGCACUGAAGCAGAACCAGAAACAACCAGGAUCUGUUCAGAAAUCUCAGCAGAAACCGGUCUCUUUUCUAUGGAAAGAUGUAAUUAGAGAUCAAAGAGCUCUAAGGAAAUUGCAAAGAAGCCUUAAUGUUCAGGCUUUGGAGAGAUCAGAGCAAUUUUUCCUUUUCAGUCAGAGAGCUAAAACUCUUUCUGUAUUUAGACCUCUCCUGAGGCAAGAGGGCUGAAUUUCCUCAUUUUUUUUUUUUUUAUAAAACUAGAUUGGCACCAACGGGUCAGCUGCCCAGUGAGGGCGGGUUUCUCCUUUGCACAUGUGCGGCUUGCUGCCGAUCUGGUUUGUCCUUCUCAGCUGCCUUUUGUUUAGCCUGCAUUUGGUAGCCAGAGCAUCUUGAUAAGAGCAGGUGAUUUGUGGACUGGCUGGGUUGGCAGGAAAGGAGCAGGAUGGAUCUCUCGGGACAGGUUCCCCCAGGAGUAUAAAACAAGGAGCCAGGAUUGUGCUGGCAGCCGGGCAGAUAGUAGUGCCUGUUUCAGUUGGCAGAGAGGGCCUUGGCACCUCUCACAUCCAGGCAGUGUUGUGCGACGGGGGCACACAGCACUGGGAAAAGCAGAACUCCAUUCUCACCUCUAUUUUCAGCUUCUGUGCUUGAUUUCAGUAUGAGGAAAAACAACAACAAACUGAAGUGUGCUUUCCGUCCUUUCAAAGGACAACUGUCGGAAAAGGAGAGCUGAGUUGCCAGGUGGGGGGAGAGAAAUUGGCAGGGGGAAACAUUCUUGACUUCUCUCUUCCCUGGUGUGUCCUGAUCCAGGGAAUGAAAAGAAAUUUGACCCUGGAUUAGUUCCCUCCUUGGAUUGAAGGAAUCUUACCUUUUCCUCCCAUGAAGUUCUCCCAGGCUAGCACCAGCUGCCCAUUCUGAGCUCAGGGCAGCCUCUCCAACCAUUGUUGGCCUAACCUGGCUUGUCGGGAAACCAACCCUACCCCUCCACACUGGGCCUGGCUGCUCUAUUCUGUACCAAGUACUGGAGAAAAAAUGUCAAGUUCUUAGUAGCGCUUGCAGCUCCUAUUCUAGUUUCCCAUCCUUUCUCUGCAGAGGCCAAACCAACUCUUUGUAGCCACAACACACAUUACGGUGGCACAGUGAGAUGUAAUCGAGGGGCUUUGAACCUGGCUGGCCGGGGAGACCAUAGGGGUGGAUAGAGCCGGCCCUCUUUCUGGGCUGUCUCCAUCUGUCCCUACCCCUUCCAUGCCCCACCCCACUCCCACCAAAAAGUAAAAAAUCAGGAUGUUUUUCACUGUCCAUUGCUUUGUGUUUUAAUAAACAAUUUACAGUGA
Messenger RNA from Propithecus coquereli (Coquerel's sifaka), 6386 nucleotides. RefSeq names its product malectin (gene MLEC). Gene Ontology annotation, cellular component: membrane. Gene Ontology annotation, molecular function: carbohydrate binding. The transcript is spliced from 5 exons. Bases 239 to 1108 code for a protein of 289 amino acids. The record is from RefSeq and is a predicted model, not a curated record. Lineage: Eukaryota; Metazoa; Chordata; Mammalia; Primates; Indriidae.